ACAGUUUUAUUUUUGUUGACUCAAUUAUAUUAAUAUUGAGAUUUUGUGCCAGGUUUUCAUUAGUAUUUUAUUAAAAAUAAAACAAAUAUGCCAGAUGUUUGUUGCGCAUUUGGUUGCAGCAACCGAAGAAGCACACAAAAUAAAGGUUUAAGUUUUUAUCGCAUACCUACAAUGGAAACAGAGCGAAAAUCUCAACUUAGAUUAAAAUGGAUUGCCGCAAUUAGACGAGAAAAAUGGUCAGAAACUGCAAUUAAGAGUGCUCGGAUAUGUAGUGCCCACUUUGUAACAGGAAAGAAAUCUAAUGAUCCCCUUCAUGUAAACUAUGUACCAUCAGUAUUUUCAUCCCAUAAAAUUGCUGAAAGGAGAUCAAAAGCAUCUGUUGAACGAUAUCGGCGAUGUCUUCAACGUGGUUCUAAUAAACAGAAAAAUAAUGUCACUAAUUAUAACACAAAGAAACCUGUCAAUGUAAAUAAUUGUGAAAAUGUAUUAUCCGAAUUAAGUUCAUCAGAAUUAACGUUUGAUUGCCAAGAACCGAACGAAAAAGGUUUAACUUCACUAUGAAAUUUUUUUAUCGAAUAAUUUUAUAUUUUUUCCUUUGUUCAAACUUAGGAAUUAAAUGAGGGGUCAUACCCUCUACGUCCCCGCAAACAUAGCCUGUGCUAUAUAAAUGAUUGUUUAUUGUGAGUUGAAUUGUUGUUACCAAGUACUUCUCAGUACCAAGUACUAUCUCAGGAAGAAGGAGGAGGGAGGUGCAAGGAUCUUUGAUCUUUUUAGUUAUAAGUUAGUUAUAAUUUAUUUUAGUUAUAAGUUAGUGCAAAAUGCCCCUUUUAUUUUUAUGGUAAUCAAACAUUUUAAACCCAUGAUAUAUCAUA
Messenger RNA from Hydra vulgaris (swiftwater hydra), 872 nucleotides. RefSeq names its product THAP domain-containing protein 7-like. The record is from RefSeq and is a predicted model, not a curated record. NCBI's taxonomy places the organism in Eukaryota, Metazoa, Cnidaria, Hydrozoa, Anthoathecata, Hydridae.